UUCAGAUCACCCGCCGAGAAUGGAGUGAGCCCUGCUGUGGGCAGAGUGACCCGGUCGCCCUGGCCGGAGUGUCCAGCCUGUUGGACAGCUGGACGCGGCUGGUGCCCGCCAUCAGCUGCUUUCCUCCCGCCCUGUCUCCCCCCUCAGUGCUCCCUGGCCGGCACGUGGGUGAAUGAGCUGGGCUCCAGGAUGACCAUCGCUCCCACCAACAAUCCCGAGGAGUUCCAGGGCUCCUACCUGACUGCCGUGUCAGCCACCGACAGCGCCAUCCAACGAUCGCCUCUGAAGGGAUUCCAGCACCACGUGGACCAGCGGGCCCAGCCCACCUUUGGCUUCACAGUCCACUGGAGCUUUUCUAAUUCCAUCACCGCCUUUACAGGCCAGUGUUUCCUGAAUGCAGGUGGAAGGGAGCAGCUGCAAACCACCUGGCUGCUGCGCUCGGAGGUGGGAUCCAUAUCGGAAGAUUGGGGGGCAACCCGGGUUGGCACAAACACCUUCCACCGAAUCAGCUAAGGGGAUGAAGACAGCAAGGCUCGCAUGGUUUCUGCCUUGGGGAGCGAUGGGACAGCAGUCCUUCUGACCUCCACCCAGGACACACCAGCCGCUCUUCCCCAAUAAAGCUUUUGCCUGAA
Molecule: messenger RNA, 632 nt
Organism: Candoia aspera
Lineage: Eukaryota; Metazoa; Chordata; Lepidosauria; Squamata; Candoiidae
Product: avidin-like
Exons: 3
Coding region: 190-513 (107 amino acids)
Molecular function (GO): biotin binding
Source: RefSeq, a predicted model, not a curated record